AUGGAAUCAAUGGAAUAUGAGCUCGCUAGGAACCUCACUCUGUUGUUUUUCGUGGAGCGCCUGCUCGAUAAAGGCGAGCCGAGAACGUUGCACGAUCUUUCCUGUCAGUUUGGUGCCAAAGGUUUCACUAAGGAGAUGCGUCAGAUCGCUGGCGGGUCCCAGUCGGGUCUGAAGAAGUUUCUGGGCCAAUAUCCCGCGUUGUUCAACAUAGACGGGGACUAUGUCGAUAUCAACACGUUCCAGCGGCACCCGAGCGGCGCUGGCUCCUCCUCAAACAACGACUACAUCGAAGAGGCGAAGGAAUAUUUCGCCAGUAAGAUGAUACAGUACGGCGAUGGAACCGAAGUACCUAUCAAAAGCCUCCUGGGCCACAGAAGCCAAGCAUCGCCACAAGUGCGUCACAUUUCUGGGCAGCGCAUCAAAGAGUUCAAGGACUUCCUCAUGAAGCACCCGGACACCUUCCAAAUUAUCGAAGAUAACGUUGUUCUAGUCAGUGAGAAUCAUAGACGUGAUCAUUCACAUGCUAACUCGGAGCAGUUUCACAAUCUCCCUGUUCCGAACAUCAAUACGGACACGGCUCAGCAGCUCCUAGACUACGUCGCUCAGUGUAUUGAAGCUAAAGGCCCAGUGAUGGUAGAUCAACUGUUCCACUUAAUUGUGUCCCGUUUCCCACAAGAAUACUGGUAUCAGAUGUUCAAAACACCAGCAGACUUAAGUGCAUUUUUAAAGAUAUUCUCUGAUAGCUUUCAUGUUCAAGCAAACCUCGUGACACUCAUUAGUAAACCAAAAAUACCUGUAAUGUAUCUGAAUGCAAAAGCUAAAGGUAAGACUGAUCCACCAAAGCCAGUUGUGGAGGAGGCACCCGUCUCUCCAGUUCCUCCGCUUGCUGUUAGUCCGACACCUUCCGACGGCAUGAAGAGUCCCGCCAACAGAAUACUCAGUCCUGUCGAAUCUCCUAGAAGCCAACAAGCCAAUAUAGCAAAUCAGACCUUAAAACAAAGAAUUAACUCAAUUGUUAUUAAAAAUUUAGCUGAAAACAUGGUUAGAGACAGAGUCAACAAUCAUCUUAACCGAGCGGCCGAGGAAACAAAUGGAAUGAAAAACAAUAUGAUGGGUGAGGCUUGGAGGCAGAAAGUACUGCAAAGUGCAACCGUCAUUGCUAAUGCAAGAGAAUGUGCAACAUUAGUAGACAGCAUCAUUGGUGGUAAACGCACCACAAAAAGCAUUGUAUCCUUUGAUUGCGAAGGCAUAAAUUUGGGACUAAAGGGUGUAUUGACCCUAUGUCAGAUAGCUACAAUGAAUGGUGAAGUAUAUUUACUCGACAUAUUGGCAUGUCCGGCUAUGGUUGUUGAAGGAAAAAUUAAGGAGUUACUAGAAAGUGAGUGCGUUGUUAAAAUUAUUCAUGACUGUCGCAAUGACUCAGUCAAUUUAUAUAAUCAGUUUGAAAUCACUCUGAAGAAUGUAUUUGACACUCAGGCCGCCCAUGCCGUUCUACAAUUACAACAACAAGGUGUUCCUGUUUAUAAAGUUAAAAAUCUUAGCCUGAAUGCUCUUUGUGAAUUAUAUAAUGCUCCGAUGAAUCCUAUGAAGGAACAGUUAAAGAAUGUCUAUCGCAGGGAUCAGAGAUAUUGGGCUAGACGCCCUCUUACUAAAGACAUGAUAAUCUAUGCAGCCUCUGAUGUACUGUCUCUUGUGAAUCCAGCCAUCUAUGCCUAUAUGUCUGCUAAUAUUAACCCAGAAAAUCAACAGCUCUUUGAGGAAUUAUCAAAUGAACAAGUAUUCAUGCACAUACAACCAACAGAAGUGAAAUUACGCAAACGACAGAGAAAAAUAAACACAGAAGUUGGAGAAUUAAAGCUUAAAUUGGCCGAAUCUACUAAGAAUAUUGUUUUAAGUAAUAGGGAAAUAAGAUUACUGAGGUAUUUGGAACUUACUGAAGAAGAAAAAGAAAAGCUGAAAGGUUGUCACAAAAUAUCUAAGAAACUGGAAAAACUGGAGGCUAUGGGCCAGGACAAGGACAGCGAUUCUGAUGACGACGAAAAGGAAAAUGAAAUGACCAGCCUGGAGUCGAACCCUUCAGACUCUAUAUCAUCCCCACACUCAACACAACCACCCAGCCUAACAGAAUCCAUGCAGAUGAUGGACGAAAUAUUAUCAGAUACGAAUAUGGAUAAGGUGGAAAAAAUCAAUCGUCUUGAGGCUAUCCUCUCCGCGGUGGCACCAUUGAGCGGCGAACUCGAAGAUAAGUUCUCAAGAACCAUGGAACAGACACUACCACUGCUCAAGAACAAGGAUUGGUCGAAUCUGAGCCAAAUCUUGAACAUCGGUGACACCGACAGAAAGAACUGCUGUUGUAAAUGCCAUAACUCAAACUUCGACGAUGUUAAGUGCAAUGAUCUCAACGAAACUAAGAAGGCGGAGAUAGCUUCGCAGACUCUGAGCACGGGGGACAUCGUCAUAACGAGAAUUCACUUCAGGGAAGAGGACAAACUCAACGAGAGGACGAUCGACGCGUCCCCUUUCAGUAAGAGGGUAGGUAUCAACAACGUGUCCUGA
Danaus chrysippus (African queen) is the source of this 2556-nucleotide messenger RNA. The record is from the annotation of a GenBank genome assembly. Lineage: Eukaryota; Metazoa; Arthropoda; Insecta; Lepidoptera; Nymphalidae.